UGAACUUUAAAGAUUCUUAAAUUAACUUUGAGGUGAAAGAAAGAACAAAACAUGUCACGCAUAGCACAGUCCAGAGGAAACUUACUCUUGACACCCUCUUUACCGAGAGCUAUGAAGUUCAACUUAACCGUUAGUUGCGCGGAUGGGCCAAGAAGAAAAUAGGAGCAAGCACCAUUCAAAAUCUGCACACAACGGGUUCAGCUAACUUACAAAACAUAGGAUUCUACAAGAUCAUGGACUCUAAGCACCCCCACCUCGAAAAGGCAGGAGACGUAGACCGCCAGACACGACUCGCACAACUUCGUCAGUUUGUUAUGGAUGGCUCUCUCACUAAUGAAGAACACCGCUACGUGAAAAUUCUCCUAUCAAGAGUCAACAUAGACAUCAUAAGUGAGCUACCAAUUGAGCUCGUGGCACAGAUUGCGGACUUCCUAGGUUUGCGCGAUUUCGUUACCUGUCUCGCUGUCUCCAGACGAUGGCGAGGAAAGUUCCUUUCUAUUAUAAAUGCUGUCACAGAUGAGCUAUGUCCAUCGCUACGUCAUAUAUCAAUGGGCACCCCAUUAGACCCAAACGAAUGUCUAAAAACCCUUCACAGGAUAGGACGCUUGCACCGGCAUUUUUUCGAGUCCAGUCUUGAGAAGUCGUUUUCUUGGCAAAACGAGUCAUAUUUUAAACUUGAUCCCGAGUAUCAUGGCCGCCAUAAAGAUAUGUCUGCUGCUUAUGCGCAAUUUGAUUGCCAACCUGAUCUCGAGCCGGAUUCCUCCGCAUAUGAGAAUGCUUUAUAUUCUCAUGGUAGGAUAGCGUGGCAACCUUGGCCUCGAAUCAUUGUAGUCGAUAACCUAUGGUCACGGACACGAAAGGUUUUCACUUCACCGAAGGGUCCGCUUGUUCAUCCAGAAUGCAAGCUUCAAGCUCUAGGGGAUAGACUUGUCAUAGCAUCCAUGGACCGUCUCUUGACCGCGUGGGACCACAUCGCAAACAUUUGUCUUGAAAAGAAGUUACCCGGAUCUAUUAGAUAUGUUGCAACUAGAGGAUCUGAGGUUGCCAUAAUUCUCUUCAGCGGAGACGUCUUCUUAUGGGAGUUCGGCGGUAAAUUCUCGACGCUCGCAACCACGCCAUUGAUCAACUAUCAUGGCUUCACCAACGAACUCACCAAAGACUGGAAGCAGAAUCUUUGCGUUAUAUUCCAUCCAACAUGCACCAGGAAACUUUUUCUGGCCUCCGGAUACACCGAUAGUUCUGGUUCAAAAUUGACGCUUAAACGCAUGGUCUACGAAUUCGAUGAUACCAGCCAUACAGAGACUUUUGAAUCCGAAAUUUCAAUGGGAAAAAAAGUACGCACUACCCAAGUCCGAAUAGGAAAAGGAAUGCCUUGUCACCGCGAUAUCAUAGGGUUUGUUGAAGUAUACCUGUUCGCGGACCCGCCAAUCCCAGUGGCAGCAUCCGAAUCUUUCGUCGAAUUUGACAUUUACAAACGGAAGUUCUUUGAGAGAACUAACGAGAGGGGUUUCCCUCAUAUUAACUGGGUUAUGGGACAUAAACACGGGGAUGUAGAUUUUCUUAUUCAGUUCCACGAUCGUGGCUUCACGGCCUAUAGCUUUCAACCCGGAUUCGACUUGAAAAUUGGCGAGUGAGUUUCCAACACGUAAUGGAUCAAAUGAGAAUAACAAGUUCGGAACACACUCAGAGUAACAGUCGCCUACUUUAUAAACUACCGAAUACCCUCAUUAGAAUCAUGAAGGGCUUUGGAGCUGGUUGAUGUGAGAGUUCUUCAGUCAAAAUUCGGCGCCGAGAUAAAUGACACAAAACCAUCCUGUCAACGUACAAUAUCUAAGGCGCUGUGGCACAUUAACGAAAGAGUCAUUAGUGUGUCUAAAACCUGUUAUUUGCCAUGGUAACCUUGGAAGGAAUAGACUACGUUACACCCUUAACUCCUAGAAGCUAUUUUGAAGGCAUCCAUAGGCCGGAUCAAGGAAGCUCGAGUUGAAUACUACACCAAACAUAUCGCCCCGAAAGAUUUAUUUGUUAGGGAUGGUUAUAUUCUCCGUGGUGUCGUUUACGGGUGUAACCAAAACCUCGUUUGAAUAAAUAACUGUCUGUCUAAUCAUCCAGGUGACUUUUGGGAAGGUAUACAGCCGAGUCCGAGCAGAGGUAUAUGCACUGCAGUCUAGCAG
Messenger RNA from Annulohypoxylon truncatum, 2174 nucleotides. RefSeq lists its product as uncharacterized. The record is from RefSeq and is a predicted model, not a curated record. NCBI's taxonomy places the organism in Eukaryota, Fungi, Ascomycota, Sordariomycetes, Xylariales, Hypoxylaceae. The transcript is spliced from 2 exons. Bases 234 to 1634 code for a protein of 466 amino acids. Gene Ontology annotation, molecular function: protein binding.